AGGAGAUCCGCCGCCUCGUCUUCUCGCCAAGGUUCAAGGUUGGAUAUUUAAACAUGAGGUGGCAACACGUUCUUCUUCUGGUGGUCUACUUGGAUCCCCUUGUCCUUUAUCAAUGCCAAGCGCGGCGAAGGCGAAAGGCAACAAAACGCAAGGUCCCGCCCAAAAAGCAAAACGCCCCCAAAGUGAAGGAACUCAACACGACGGCCCUCCCCCUACCGGUCACCACCAGGAAGGUGAAGACCCCUCCCCUGCCAUAUGACAGAUGUUUAGGCUACUAUGACGUCAGUGGGCAGUGGGACAAAGAGUUUGACUGUAACCACACCACCCACCCGUACUGCUGCGGGACGUGUUCUUUACGGUACUGCUGUGAACAGCGAGGCAAAAGGCUGGACCAGAUCGCUUGCAAGAAGUGGAUCUGGGUUGUGACCACCAGACCCAACAACGUUAUGGUGGAGGUGGACGCUUAUGACCCGCCUCUCAACGACAAAACCAACACCACUGUCUACAUCACCUGUGGGAUUAUCACCGUCAUCUUUAUCGUGGGAGUUGUUGCUAAAGUGGCCUAUGACAAAGCGAGACACCCACCUCGGGAAAUGAACAUACACAGGGCCCUUGCGGACAUUUUGAUACAACAGGGGCCGAUCCCCAUCCCCCACUGUGAGCGAGAGACCAUCCCUGCUGUGGAUAACUCUCCCAAGGAGAACACGCCGGUCCGGACCUCCAAGAACCAGUACACGCCCGUGCGGACCGCCAAGACCGGAGGAACAGCCUCACGCCGUUUCUCAGAUGUCCCAACGAAUGUGGAGCCACACGCCAAAAUGAACACCAUAGGACAUUACGGAAAAGACAUCUACCGGAGCGGAGGGCCCGACCUGCAUAACUUCAUCUCCUCCGGCUUUGUGACCCUGGGGCGAGGACAUCUUAAAGCGGGAGCCUCAGGAUUUACUCACUGGAGUCCCGACGUCAUCCGAAGCUGCAGACCCGAGAAGCGCAAGAUUCAAGAAGGGACGGGAGAACAUCAACAAAAUUACAACGCGCUCGUCCUCAACAACACGGCGCAGACGCCCACAAACGAAAAGCCUCGUAUGAACAACAUCCUCACCUCCGCCACCGAGCCGUACGAUCUUUCCUUCUCCCGAUCCUUCCAGAACCUCUCCCACCUGCCGCCAUCCUACGAGUCGGCCAUGAAGACCAAUCCAAGUAAAUAUUCUUCUCUCAAGAAAUUAAAUGAGAAGGAGGCUGAUGAAUAUUACAUGAGAAGACGUCAUCUCCCGGACCUGGCCGCGCGGGGGACGCUUCCGCUCAACGUCAUCAAAAUGACUCAGGACCAGCCGAAUUACCGGGAGCGGCCCAGGAGGCCCGUGCGCGCCAUGUCUCAGGACAGAGUCUUGUCCCCGGAGAAGAACAUGCCCGAGGAAGGCGGCUACGGGCUGCCCUACGACCGAAUCUUGUCCGACGAGCAGCUUUUGUCUGCGGAACGUCUGCACUCUCAGGACCCCCUGCUCUCCCCGGACAAGGCCAUGACCCUCAAGAGGUCCGAGUUCCAGUCCGAGAAGUCCAUGUCAAGAGCCAUUUCCCAAACCGACGUCUUUGUUUCCACGCCGGUCUUGGAUCGUUAUCGAAUGACAAAGAUGCACUCCCAUCCCAGUGCCUCAAAUAACUUGUAUAACACGUUGGGCGUCAACCAAACUGCCGCCAAGCGCCAAGCCUUUGCUUCGCGGAGGCACAACACGGUCGAGCAGCUGCACUAUAUUCCAGGGCAUCACCAACAGUACCGCACAGCGAGCAAAACAGAAGUGACUGUUUGAUAUCAAAAAAUAAAAUAAAAUAAAUGUGAAUUGUAGAUAUUCGUUUAACAGACUAAAGCAGUCCCAGGACACCACGCUACCGUGGCCUUGUGGGCCAAGAAGACCUCCUCUCUCACGAUGCCCAUUGACCAUUAACCGCCAUUGUAGUCAAGCAGCGUCCUGCUAAAAAGUGAAUUUUAGCCGAUGGUUUUUUGGAAUACCAUCCAACUUUUUGGAAAUUUUUGGUUUUAAGGGGAUGAUAAAAGGGCUUUCCGGUUCUUCAAGAAAGAAAUCCGCUUUGACCAGCAAGACGUCUAAGAAAUAAAAAAAAGUUUUACGGCAACUUGACGUAGAUUUGGACAGCCAGGUAGACCUUCACCGAACGUCACCACCAUGACCAUGGCCAAAGCCUUCACCCUUGUAGCAUGUAGUCUCGGCAUCCCGGUGCUGCAUCCUUCACCCAUCCAUCAUGGUGUCCACCAAACAUCUCCUUGGUGGCGAGCGAGGUCCUGACCGCGUGCGAUUGUGGUGGAGAGAAGAUUUCGAUCUGCAGGAAGGAUUUAUCUCUUAUGGAAUAUUUAUUAGUGCCUAUUACAUUGUUCACUCUUUUAAUAUAAUAAUGUAGGUAUUAGUGGGUGUGUCUCAAUAAGCACAAUACUACUAAUCGAGCCCCAUCCUUCACCCCAUAACGGAAACUCUCCUCCAGGUGUAAAUAGACUCGGUUCCGCCAAAAAAAAACGAGGGAGCGCACUUUUGUUUUAUUAACCGGACAACUUCAAAAGCCAAUAAACCGCACAGACAUCAUCACGGUCCCUCGUCCUACGCCGCGUGGAUAUUUUAUAUACGAAGAACAUCAACCUUUCUAUGAUUUCCACCAUGACUUUUUAUCUUCUACCUUUUUUUUUUUAUGUUAUAAUUAAAUUUUUUACAA
Rana temporaria (common frog) is the source of this 2718-nucleotide messenger RNA. It is a transcript of the gene SHISA6, whose product is annotated as shisa family member 6. Gene Ontology annotation, cellular component: AMPA glutamate receptor complex; dendritic spine membrane; postsynaptic membrane. Gene Ontology annotation, biological process: regulation of AMPA receptor activity; regulation of short-term neuronal synaptic plasticity. The record is from RefSeq and is a predicted model, not a curated record. NCBI's taxonomy places the organism in Eukaryota, Metazoa, Chordata, Amphibia, Anura, Ranidae.